GCAACAACAACCUACAAAGUCCCAUUCUUCCGAUCAACUCUAGUUCAUUUUCACACUUUCCCACCAUACCGUUAGUCGUCCCUAUGGCGACACUGCCGCCCCCAGACGAAGCUCGUUUCAAACGCAUUGCAAAGCAAGCCACCGCCGACCUCGUCCGCAAUGCGCUGAGUUUGCCAAAUCUCAAACUCUUAUCUCGCGUGCAGCACAAAGCCACGUCCCGCCAUGCUGUCAUUUAUGGGGGCCACGACAGCACAGAUCCAUCGCUCCCGAUGGUUGGGGCGCACACGUUCCUUCGGUCAUCGUUGACGGACUUGGCCGACUUGUUCCAGCUCAACACCCCCGCCAAAUUGGACGCGUAUGGGGCCACACUGGGCUCCCGCAUCACAGCCAAGCAAACGCUGUUUUCACUGACCAGUACAGAGCAUCCAGCAGCAACAUCAUCAGCAUCAUUGGCCCCCCACUGUGAGAUUUCGUGGUUUGCGUACAAUCCACCGCUGCCUGGCAUGUCCAAGCGCGACUAUUGCGUGUUGGAAUCUCACACUGACAUUGAAGUGCUGGACCAGUCCAAUCAUGUGCGACGUGGGUGGGUGCGGUGUUUGCACUCGAUCGACGACGUUGCAUGGUACCCGCCCGUGCCGAAUAUGGUGCGCGCGUCGAUUGCUAGGACGGGGCUUGUUUGCAUUGAAACGGACACGCCAGGGCUGUUGGAAGUGUACUAUGUGCUUGUGCCUGUGCUCACGGGCGCCGCUUGGAACGUUGCUACGAAACGAAUGGCGAAACGACAAGUGGAAAAGAUUUUACGCCUGGAACAGUUCUUGUCGUACCAGCACUUGGACUAUGGAAGGGCCAUCAGUGCGUCGGUAGUGUCCGUGAAGAACACCACCAAGUGCUGCGCUCGGUGUACGAAAACCUUCCACUGGCUUCGCACCAAGCGGCAAUGCCACCGUUGUUUGGAUGCGUUGUGUUCGUCGUGCGGGUCCAACUGGUCGGUUCGAGGCAAAAAACUAUUUGUCUGCCACGAUUGUUUUCAUCCGUCCCUGCACGACCCCGCUUGUAUGUACUAGUAUUACUAGAUAUGCCUUCUUUCAUUCAAUUUGGACAACGUUUCAUUUCAUUUGGACAACCCAACACUAAUCCAUGCAACGAACGAUAGAUGACGACUCGCUCCGAGGUCGGCAAAUGACCAUCUCCAUCACACAAGCCAAAGUGGACGGGUUAUUGGAAGCAGUGGCGACGCCCGAUGUCCUACGAGACGAUUUGGACUCGGACUCAGAGCGCUAUACGAAUGACACGACCAGCGGAGUGGACUGGGACGACGAGAUGAACCUGGUUGACGACGCCAAGUUGCUGCAGUUGCUGUGCAAUCGAGAUGCGCUGGGGAAACUGUGCCAGCAAUACAAAUUAGACCGCUGACGAAUACUACUACGGGGUAGUACGUAUACUUAUCAGGGCACGAGUCCACGGGAAGAGUUCGAGCUCGAUAGUAGUAGUACUAACGUUAUACAAUGAUUGCUAACAUUGGUAACGCAAGGCAUGAUGGUGAUCUGUCAAAUGCUUCGAAACUCUCGAGCCUUCAGCAGAAUCUGUUAAGUGAAUGGACUAAAGAACCGUCUAAG
Messenger RNA from Aphanomyces astaci, 1616 nucleotides. RefSeq lists its product as hypothetical. Bases 84 to 1064 code for a protein of 326 amino acids. NCBI's taxonomy places the organism in Eukaryota, Oomycota, Saprolegniomycetes, Saprolegniales, Verrucalvaceae. The record is from RefSeq and is a predicted model, not a curated record. The transcript is spliced from 5 exons.